Camponotus floridanus (Florida carpenter ant) is the source of this 950-nucleotide messenger RNA. RefSeq names its product protein FRG1 homolog (gene FRG1). Gene Ontology annotation, molecular function: actin filament binding. Lineage: Eukaryota; Metazoa; Arthropoda; Insecta; Hymenoptera; Formicidae. The record is from RefSeq and is a predicted model, not a curated record. Gene Ontology annotation, cellular component: catalytic step 2 spliceosome; striated muscle dense body; nucleolus. The transcript has 5 exons. Bases 147 to 923 code for a protein of 258 amino acids.
UUCAUACUUCUUCAGUAACGUAUUCUAGUUCAUUUAGAACGAAAAACGCGUGCUCUAUGUACACUUUAUUCGCGUUUAUUUUUAUUUGUUCUUUGAGUUAUAUGUGCAAUUAGUAUCACAACAAUAGAAAUUUGGAAGUUAGUAAAAUGUCAGAAUAUGAAAAAGUACGGACAGGAAAAUUAAAAUUGAAAGGGGAAAAAUCAAGAUCAAAAAAGCGGAAGUCUAAGACACAAGAAAAAGAACGGGAAGUAACAAUAGAGAAUCAAGACACUAUCAUUCAUGGAGGAUGGUGGAAGGUUAAGAAUAUAUCUGAGGUCACAGGAACAGUAGCUAUAGAAAUUGGAAAUCAAACUUAUAUGAAAGCACUUGAUAAUGGAUUGUUCACUCUUGGUGCACCGCAUGAUGAAGGAGAAGGCCCAUCACCAGAAGAAAUCUUAACAGCAUUUCCCAUAAGCGAGACUAAGAUUGCUUUGAAAUCAGGUUAUGGCAAAUAUCUUGGUGUCGAUAAAAAAGGCACUGUUAUUGGACGAAAUGAUGCAGUAGGUUCGAUUGAGCAGUGGGAACCAAUUUUCCAAGAUGACAAACUCGCUAUAUUAAAUAAUACAGGAUGUUUCAUAUCAGUUACAAAUGAUGAUGAUAUAAUUUGUCAGAAUAGAACAGCUGGGCCCUCAGAAUUUGUUGUUAUAAGAAGUAUCAUACAACGUUCUCAAAGUCCUAGUAAAGAUAUUCCAAAGGAAGAACAAGGCUCACUUGCAGAUAUUGAAAUAAAUUAUGUACGAAAGUUUCAAAAGUUUCAAGAUAAGAAAUUAAGAAUAAAUAAGUCUGAUCAUUCUGAAUUAGAAAAAGCAAAAGUAGAAGGAAAUUUACAUGAAACUUUGUUAGAUAGAAGAAGUAAGAUGAAAGCUGACCGUUAUUGUAAAUAAAUUGUUUUAACGAUAUAAUUUAUCUUA